UUCUCUUGUUUUGCACAAAGACCUAGAAAUCAACUUCUUGCAAUUGCUUUUCCAAGAAAUCAAUUCAGAAAAAUCAUGGGUAUUCGCUUGCCUGGAAUUUUUCAUGCUAAGCAAGCCAUCCGACGCGUUCUCUCAACUCCAGUGGCUAAAGAUGUGCCCAAGGGCCACUUCAGUGUUUAUGUCGGAGAAACUGAAAAGAAGCGAUUUGUUAUACCGAUUUCAUACUUGAAGCAUCCUUCAUUCCAGAACCUACUAAGCCAGGCUGAGGAAGAGUUCGGGUUUGAUCAUCCAAUGGGUGGUCUUACAAUACCAUGCAGAGAAGAAACUUUCAUUGAUCUCACUUGCAGUUUGAAUUCAUCAUAAGCAAGAAGAAAGAUGCCAAAAUGAUGGCUUACCAAAUAGGAUCAAUCUAACACCAUUGACUCAAUAACCAACCUCUCCAAUUUUGAAUUAUGAGAGUAAAUGAGUUUGUUUAUUGUAAAACCAAUGUAAAGCCCUGUAUUAUUAUUUUUUUCUUGAAUAGCUUGACAUUUUUUGGGGUUUUUAUUAAUGGAAUAGGUCUUUCAAUAAACAUACUAUUAAUACA
This is a messenger RNA of Cornus florida, 586 nucleotides long. RefSeq names its product auxin-induced protein X15-like. The record is from RefSeq and is a predicted model, not a curated record. Bases 76 to 363 code for a protein of 95 amino acids. Gene Ontology annotation, biological process: response to auxin. The transcript has a single exon. NCBI's taxonomy places the organism in Eukaryota, Viridiplantae, Streptophyta, Magnoliopsida, Cornales, Cornaceae.